UGUGGCUCCCCGUGGGCAACUCGUGCGAGCCUGCAGAGUACGGGGCGAGUUGGUUGUAAGGACUGCGGGCUUCAACGUGCACCCCAGCAUAUAACGAUUCUUCCGCUGCAAAUGUGUUGAGCACUGCCGAACGCCCUGCCUUGUGCGCAAAAUGCUAGACCUGUCAUCCGACCCCACUCUUCGUCUGCUAACACAACUCUUCCGCAGGCCACUCGAUCCGCUAUCGGAAAUCUCGCGCAUCCGCCAGUCCCUCGUACAGCUCGAAUCCUACAUCAAAGUAGAUAGCUCGAAUAUCCGACCCAUUAUCGGGUAUGCACAUCUCCCGCCGAGUGCACAGUCAGGAGCGCACCCGCUCGCUCCGCUAGCGGCUCGGCUAGACUCGCUCACCCGCGGAGAUGCUGCCGACCGGACGAAGACCGAGAGCUCCCCAAUGGUCGGGACGCCUGGUAUGUUCGGAGGGCGGAUGGGCGGUCUAUACCUUGGACCUACCACUCCGGGAUCGCUCAUGGUUGGGAACCACGACAGGGACGAACCCGACUCUGACAGUCCCACCGCACACAUUGAAGAGGUGGUAGAGCCCGGAGCACAAUAUGACAGCGACUUCCUCGCUGAACUGCCGGCCUUCGACAUCAUCGACGCGUUGAUCGCGUACUACUUCGACUACUGCAACUGGAUAUACCGGCACAUCAACGAGAAGUCGUUCAUGGAGGGCUGGCAGCGGUUCAAGAAGUGGGAGUCGGGCGACCGCGUCGUGUUCGCGACGGCGUGCAUCGUCAUGUGCCUCUCGCUGCGCUACCUGCCGAGCGGGCACCCGCUGCUGGACCGCAUGGGCUCCGGGACAGUCGAGGACCACAGUAACAAAUACCACACGCUCAUGCGCAACGUUCUCAAGCGCCACCGCGAGUCGGCGGAGAGCCUGACGCGGACAUACACGCUGCCGCUUGUGGAGCUCCUCCUCGCGCAGUCGCACUAUUUGACGUUCGCGAAGGAGGACCCAGAGGAGGUGUGGAAGCUCGCUGGGGAGCUGAUCAGCAUCGGGACGGCGGUGGGCCUGCACCGCGACCCGUGCAAGCACAAAUUCGACCGGCUCACCGCGGAGCGGCGCCGCUGGGCGUGGUGGCACAUCAUCCUCUUCGAGCGGUGGCAGGCGUUCAUGUUCGGCCGCCCGCUGCACGUCGCGUCGCACCAUUUCGAGACGGACCUGCCGACGAUACGCGACCCCGAGAUCGAGAAGCAAGUCGGGCGGCUCUUCCUCCCGAACCUCGCCCUCUUCAGGCUCGCGUUCAUCCUCGGCCAUAUCAUGGACGACGCGGUGUCGUUCAAGGCGAUCCAGUACACGUCCGUGCAGGAGAAGGACAAAAUGCUGACGGACUGGUACAGCGACCUCCCCGCGGAGCUGAAGCUCGACGAGUACGCGCUGCGCGCGGGGCUGCUCAGCCAGGAGAAAGCGACGCGGCGGCUCGCGGUGCAGAGCGUGAUCGACCGGUGCGCGUACCUGCACAUCCGGUUCACGCUCCACCGGCCCUACAUCAAGGUGCAGACGAGCCUCGACGCGGCGGUCGAGUCGGCGUCGGAGCUGAUCACGCUGUCCGCGCACGCGUACAGCGUGCAGAGCGUGCCGGGGCACCUGAACUGGUUCCCGUUCCACGUCUUCUCCGCGGCGAUGUUCUUCUCGUUCCAGCUCAUCACGAACCCGGACGUGCCCGGGAAGGACACCUUCCGCGAGCAGGUCCGCAAGGCGAUGGCGCUCCUCGAGCGCUGCCGCUGGCUGCCCGUCGCGGAGAAGGCCCUCACGAUCCUGCAGGCGCUCCAGCCGCUCUACUCGGAGGAGCUCGUCGUGCAGAGCGCGGACCAGCGCGCGCAGAAGAAGGCGGAGGUGCUCAAGGUCGUGAAGACGCUCGCAUUCCCGUACCAGGACCCGCCGACGGCGCGCGAGACGGAGGCGCUCCGCGGACACUCGUAUACACCGGCCUCCCAGAUGAGCAGCGCCUUGGCGUCUGCGGGCGUUCAGCAGCAGCAGAGGCUCGAGGGAUGGGUGGCGCAGCCACAGAGGCCGCCCCAGACGAUGCAGACAUACGGUCAAUCGUCCAUGACUGCGCGCCCCCUGCAGCAACAACUGUCGAUGGCAGCGGGGCCGUCUACGGACACACUCCCGUAUUCGCAUGCGCAGGCGAUGCAGCCGUCACAGGCCUCGAGCAACGCGCUGGCCCAAACAGCGGGUAUGCUCUCCCUGCAGAACGGCCAGAUGUCGGCGCAGUCGUAUUCGCAGAUGAAUAUGAACGCAUACGGGAUGCCGCCGCUGCCGUCGAUGAUGUCACAGCGUCAGAUGCAGCAACAACAGCAACAGCAGCAGCAGCAGCAGCAACAUCACGCGCAGCAGCAACAUCAGCAGCAACAGCAACAGCAACAGCAACAACAGAAUUACUCCAAUGGGACGAUGGACGGGCAGAACGGCCAGCCGUCGUACGUGCCACCGGCGGACGAGAGCUCGAUGUGGGGUGCGUCGGUUGGGUUUGGCAUGACGGAGUGGGCGCAGUUCCUUGAUGUAAUGGCUCGUCCUGAGGGGGAGCAACAAGGUCGAUGAUGCUCGCUGUGGUUGCUUUCGUUCGGCGGUGUGGGUGAGGACCCGGUGUAUUAAUGUUCUUAUGUUUGAUUUCGUCUCUGCUGUGUUCGCUCUUGUAUAUCUUAUGCUGUUGACUCUACCCUAGGUUCCUCAUGCUUCGGUCCUCGCCUUGAUCAACAUAUCCUUGUACAUAUAUACAUUUGUUGUGCUAUAAUUAGAGAGGCUCUGUUCUGCUUUGGCUCCGGGCUCAGUCUGCUCAGACUAUUGUUGGACUAUGUAGCGCCUGAGUGAGCUUCGACGACUGCGUUUCACAACAC
Messenger RNA from Rhodofomes roseus, 2880 nucleotides. RefSeq lists its product as uncharacterized. The record is from RefSeq and is a predicted model, not a curated record. Gene Ontology annotation, molecular function: zinc ion binding; DNA binding. Gene Ontology annotation, biological process: DNA-templated transcription. The transcript has 2 exons. Bases 152 to 2584 code for a protein of 810 amino acids. NCBI's taxonomy places the organism in Eukaryota, Fungi, Basidiomycota, Agaricomycetes, Polyporales, Fomitopsidaceae.